AUGGAGGACCUCGCCGCUUCGAUCAUGUCGCUCUCGCACAGCGCCCCGCUCUACCUCUUCUUCAACGUCCCCGCCUGGGAGGAGUACUGCCUCCACGAAGACAUCAGCGGCGGCUUCGAGCUUGCCGCGGCUGACAGUAACGGCGCCGAGCUGCGCGUGUGCGCCCGCCAGCUGCUCCGCGGUGGUGCGCAGCUCCCUCUGAAGUUGCCGCCGCGGCUGCAGCAUCCAGCUGACUGGUCCGCCGCGUCCUCCGCCGCCACUUCGCCGACGCUGCAGGCGCAACUGUGCAUGGUGCCGUCGUGGAGCCCGUUCACGAGCAGCGCGAGGCACAGGGACUUCGACCCGUUCGCCGCCGCGCUGGAGAAGGUACGCCGGGACGGCGCCGCGCCCCUGCCCAGCAGGCCCAUCCGCCGCGCGAGGUCGCUCUCGUCGCUUCGGGGCGCCCAAACCGCCGCGACGAACCUACACAGCUCGCAGCUCUCGAAGAAGGCGAGCAGGAGGCCACCGCAGAGGAGCACGAGGAGGAGAGGCGUGAAGCGCCUGCUGUGCUGGGCUCCGAUGGCAAGCUCAGCCGCCGCUCCGGCACCUGGGAAGGACGGCGUCGCGUCUUACCGGCGGCCGAGUCUUUUAGUCUGCUUUGGCUUUUAA
Triticum turgidum subsp. durum (durum wheat) is the source of this 648-nucleotide messenger RNA. The record is from the annotation of a GenBank genome assembly. NCBI's taxonomy places the organism in Eukaryota, Viridiplantae, Streptophyta, Magnoliopsida, Poales, Poaceae.